AUGACUUUGAACAAUGAAGAUGUUGCAGAGUAUGUUGAGACCAUCAUGGGUUCUCAACGAGUAACCAGAGUUGAUAUUCCGACAAGUUCUGGGCGAAAACGUCAUCUAUCAGAACCUGACAUUUGUUCAACAGUAAAGAAGCAACCACGCACAGAAGGUAUCGAUAUGUGUUUCAAAAAAACUAAUACUGACAAAACAUUGAAUAUCGUGAUACGCGAUCUGCCGAAGUCUGAUAACGAGGAUGUCGAGUCUAGAGUAAACAAACUGUUAAAAGAUGGUUUACGUAUUCGUGAUGUGAAAUGUGAGAAGGCUGAAAGGAAAAGGUCUAGAAAUCCAAACAAACCUGGUAUAAUCAUAGCAACAAUGAAAUCACAUGAUAAGAAACGGAAAGUUAUGUUCGAGAAAAAGUCUUUGAAAUCUAACAAUCAAUAUUCAAAUGUAUUCAUCCAGCAUGAUCAGGCACCAGCAGACCGAGUGCUCGCGAGCAACUUCCGCAGUAUACUCAGUACUAUAAAGUCUCAUGGGCUUACGGUUCGUGGAUCCCGUGUGAUUCCGCGUAAAUCACAUGAAGACAGGAACCGGCCCAGGGACAAUAAUUCAAGUGAUAGCCGACGCAGUGAUGCUUCACCUGCACGUGAUCAGCAUGCGGAUAACAGGAACCAUUCUCGGGAUUCUAGUGAUUCUCGUGAUCGUAGAGAUCGCGGGGGUCACUCUAACUGGAGAGAUCACGGUUACGGGGACCAUGACGACGGCUACACUACAGUUCGCGAUAGACGUGAGCGUGGGGGACGUGGCCGUGGACGCGGUCGUGGACACAGCAGGAACCGUGUCCGAUGUUAG
Molecule: messenger RNA, 840 nt
Organism: Mercenaria mercenaria
Lineage: Eukaryota; Metazoa; Mollusca; Bivalvia; Venerida; Veneridae
Exons: 2
Coding region: 1-840 (279 amino acids)
Source: RefSeq, a predicted model, not a curated record